Messenger RNA from Gordionus sp. m RMFG-2023, 822 nucleotides. RefSeq names its product protein KRTCAP2 homolog. The transcript is spliced from 5 exons. Bases 58 to 675 code for a protein of 205 amino acids. The record is from RefSeq and is a predicted model, not a curated record. NCBI's taxonomy places the organism in Eukaryota, Metazoa, Nematomorpha, Gordioida, Chordodea, Parachordodidae.
UUAACUGUCAAAUAAAAAGUUUUAAAAUCAUCUGAUUUUAGCAAAACGAAUUAAAACAUGAGCUCACUCACGCAAUCAUGCAUUGUUGCAUCAACAUUAAGUUUAAUUUUAAUAGCAUCAAUGCAAAUUUUCAAGGAAAUUCUUACCUCAUCUAAAUUAGCAACAAUAUUUGGUGGAUUUUUAGGCUCAAAUUUAUUUGUUUUAGUUUUAACUGCUAUAAGUAAUGGCGAGACGAUACUUUUUGGCAAUUCAUUUCAAACUAAUUUGUUUCCAGAAGUGGUGAUAUGCUUAAUAAUCUCGGCAUUUUUUUCAUCAUUGGUUCACAGAGUUUGCUUUACCGUUUGCAUUAUAUUUUCCUUGGUUGCCUUAUAUUAUAUCAAUAGAAUAUCUGACAUCACACACAAUUACCAUCAAUACAAUAAUAUUCAACAACAAACCAAAACACAAUCCAAACCAAAUCAUAAUUCAAGCCUGGCUCAUAAUACACCAAAGGUAUUGCAUAAUGCAACAAAAUCAGUUAAACAUUCAACAUCACUUUCUAAAACUCCUGUACCUAAAGUUGAACCCAAAAAAAUAAACACAUUUAAAAACUCUACUGAACCAACAAAGAACAAGGUCAUCAAUGGAUUGGUUUCGGGUAAAUUGCCAAGAUCUCAAGAAAAAAAAUCCAAAUAGAUUUUAUAUAUACUUUAACAAAUCCUUGCGUAUAAUGGUUUUGGGUUAAUUUUAUAUUUAUAAAUAACUUUUAUGAAGAUUUUAUAAUGAAUAUUCUUAAAUUUCAUUUGUAUAAUUUUACAUCUGUAAAAAUGAAUAAUAUACCAA